CAUUAAGCCAUGAGUCUCGAGCGCCUCACUAUGACUGGGCUUUGCCAACACGCAGCCUCCCACAUCCGUACCGCCAAAUCUCACACCCUCCAAAGGCUACAAGCGUUACUGAAGCCUGUUCAGCUCUACAGCUGGAAUUAUUACCAUCAAGAUCGCUAGCUCGCGAAGUCACUCGGAAAUCGCCGCACACCACACCCUGACGCCAGCUGCCUGGCGAAGUCGACUGGGCAAUGGCUAGCGAGACGCCUGUCGGCAAUGGAGGGAGUGGGCAUGUGUACGUGUAUGCUCUGCACGACUUUGAAGCAGAGAAUCCGGACGAGGUGUCGUUCCAAGCUGGGCAAGCAGUCCUCGUUGUCGAGAAGGACGAUGCUUACGGCGACGGUUGGUGGCAGGGCACUAACAACAAAGGCGAGACAGGUCUGUUUCCAUUCAGCUACACCACCUUCGACAAGGAGUUGGCACAUCAAGCUCAGGUGGAUGCUCUCGCAGCUCUGAAUGGCUCUGGCGCUGUCAUGGGAAGCACAAUGGCGGACAUCGAUGCGGCACUUGCUCACUUGUCUAACGAAGACGUUCCCGGCGCCUCGCAGAACGGUGGCACUGCUCAGGGAAUCUCCAAGCCGGUCGACGGUCUGCCAAAAGGUCGUGCCAGCUUCGCGAGCGACCGCAGUGGCGACAUGAGCGUCGGAGAGACCGAGGAUGGAGUGGAUGCAGAAGCCGAGAUUGCCUCUAGGCAAGCGGCUCGAGCGGCACUCGCCAUCAAUGCCCAAAAAGCGGCGGAUGCAGCUUCCGCUGAUCAACGAGCAGCCGAGGAGCGCAAGCGAAACGAGGCGGCUAGAAUCUUUGCUGAGGAAGAAGAGCGGCAACGUCAGAAGCUGCUUGCCAAAGAGGCUGAACGAAAGAGAGAGUUGGAGCAGGGCACAUUGAAGGCCGACGUUAAGGAUGACAAAGUUGCCCCCAUUGCUGGUGUGGAGAUGAGCGAUGAAAGCGACUCGGAAGGAUCGGAUGCCGCUGGGCCCACCACCACCCAUGCGCCGCUGUUCGGCAACCUCGCACCUCAGCAAGCGCCUCAAGAAACGCAGCGGUCCUUAUCACCCAUCGCAAGUGCUUCUGGUCACGGGCACAACAAAGCGCUGGCUGGUGCUGCUGCAGCCGCCGGCGCUACUGCUGGAGCUGCUGGUGUCGCUUUGGCACAUUCGCAGAAGAACCAACAAGCUUCGCUGCAAAGCCCAAUCAGCCCCACAGACAGGCGUCCAUUUGAUCAAGGUAGCGCAAGCACCGCGACGGAUGCCGGCGCUCCAAGCACCACCGCCACGAAUACCGCAGCUACUAGCGUCGCCGGAGGUAGCGAGACUCCUAAGAGCGCAUCAGCUGCGGGCCCUGCACGAUUCGGACACUCGCUCUCGCCCACAAACAGCCAGAGGGACGGGGGACCGGGAGGGGACCCACACGAAUGGUCCGUUGAUCAGGUCGUGGAGUGGGGUCGUUCGAAAGGAUGGGAUGAGGCGUCAGUGGUAUCCAAAUUCGCAGAGCACGAAAUUUCUGGCGAUGUCCUGAUGGAGAUGGAUGUGAACAUUCUCAAAGAGAUCGAGAUCAUCGCUUUUGGCAAGCGGUUCCAGGUCGCCAACGCAAUCAAGGAGCUCAAGAAGCAGCUCGAUCUGCCUGUGUCGCCUGCCCCUGCUUCAGCCCAAAGUGCGACGCAACCUUGGGGCCUGGCAUCGACUCCCGCAAUGCGUACCGGCAGCCCCGCACCACCUAGCAGCGCUGGUGGUCAUGGUGGUGCUGUGCCUCCCUUUUCUGGCACCGCUUCCGCACCACCAACAGCGGGCGGCCUUUUCGCCGGCGUCCCAACGCAGUCAACUGCGUUCGGCCCUCCUCAGCACAGCAGCAGCUACGACCCUGCGAGCAUUGGACCAGCGCUUGGUAGUCGCGCAAGCAAUGAUUCGAAUGGAGUGUACCCCAGCGGCAUGCCGGGUGCGCCGCCCUCCAGUGGCAAGGGAUCUCGUGGUCUUGGUGAAAGCACCGAACAGGUCGACCAGCAACCCGAUUCUCCUUUAGCUGGCCUCGCGAGCGACAAAGGUGUUGACAAAAAGGUCAAGAGUCCUGGUCCGGCUUCCCCUCGCAAGCGUGAGACUGGCAGCAACGGCCGAGAAUCAGGUGCUGGUGAGCGAACAUCAUUCUUUGGCUUCCAGAACCGCAACAGGAAGCCGCCUCCACGAGUUGUGUCCGGCGCUUCUGCUGCAACCUCUGGCAGCUAUGAGGAAAGCUCGGGGGCCAAGGGGACACUUGGCCGUCUUGGCUUCUCUCGCCUCCGCGAGCGCAGUCAUCAGCCCCCCGAAGCUGCUCCAUCUAGCGACGCGAUCAAGGGAAAGAUCAGCCUUCCUACGAGCAGCCCAACCUACGACGCCAUGGGAGACACUGCGCGACGCAACAGGCAAAGUCAGCAAAGCGCGAGCUCUGGUGGCUAUCCCAACAGCGCUGGCCCGGGAGGCGCCUUUGGGCACGCAAAGCAGGCCAGCAUCGGCAGUGCAGGUCCUGCCGCUGGCGAUUGGUACGGACCCAACAGAGGCUCCAGCAACGAGCCACGCAGUCCCGGACAAGCUUCAGCUCCAACCGAAGGCCCUGUCAUGGCGCGAAUCAGGCCUGUCGACCUGGAAGGCUGGAUGAAGAAGAAGGGCGAGAGGUACAACAGCUGGAAACCUAGAUACUUGGCGCUCAAGGGCUCAGACCUGGUCAUACUCAGAGAUCCUGCUGCUCCCAAAAUCAAAGGCUACGUCAGCAUGAAAGGCUACAAGGUCAUCGCGGAUGAGAACACCAACCCUGGCAAGUACGGCUUCAAGAUUUUGCACGAAAAUGAGAAGCCGCACUACUUCUCUUCGGACGAUCCCGUGGUGGUUAGAGAAUGGAUGAAGGCGCUGAUGAAGUCCACCAUCGGCAGAGACAACACACUGCCUGUCAUUUCUUCAUAUAACAAUGCGACCAUCUCGCUCAAGGAAGCGCAACGAAUGAAUCCGCCACCACGUCCUCCAAGCCCGACGAGCCGCGCUCGAGCUCAAAGAGCGACAGCGCGUGCCAACAAGGAUCAGCUCACUGCGAAGGAUGCUAGUGUAUUGAUGGGACUCGGUCAACCCGCCAAUUUGAGGCAGGGCUAGUAAGUGCGCUUCGGUAUCCCCGACCACCCCUUCUGCCCCCACUUCUCGCGCCUCUCCGAAUCUGGAGACUUUGGAUCAGCUAUUCAAUUCUCUUCAACAGACGGAGAUUGUCCGGCGAGCUGCCAGGACAAGUGGCAGAGUCGCGGUCUUUUGCGAAAGAUCUGAUGCUGAGGAGAGACACGUGUUUGGGGACGCCGUAGAGGGGAGGCAUUCGAACUUACUAAAACACCUGUUGAACUGCGACUGCUGCGCUCUUGUCGGACCACACUCGAGCCCGCCUUUCCACUAUUUCCCCACACCACCAUACCCAGCCUUUGUCCACCAGACCCAUUGAUCCCCCCUUUGUUGUGGCAUCACUUGCGGGUGUGGAUGAUGCCCUAUGUAAACGCUCCUACGCCUAUGCUUUCCGUAUUCCAUGGGUUCGCUUCAAAAGCC
Ceraceosorus guamensis is the source of this 3584-nucleotide messenger RNA. RefSeq lists its product as hypothetical. The coding region runs from base 231 to 3149 and encodes 972 amino acids. Gene Ontology annotation, biological process: endosomal transport; plasma membrane tubulation; endocytosis. Gene Ontology annotation, molecular function: protein binding; phosphatidylinositol binding. The record is from RefSeq and is a predicted model, not a curated record. Gene Ontology annotation, cellular component: plasma membrane; cytoplasmic vesicle. The transcript is spliced from 5 exons. Lineage: Eukaryota; Fungi; Basidiomycota; Exobasidiomycetes; Ceraceosorales; Ceraceosoraceae.